Ipomoea nil (Japanese morning glory) is the source of this 696-nucleotide messenger RNA. Its product is annotated as 14 kDa proline-rich protein DC2.15-like. The record is from RefSeq and is a predicted model, not a curated record. The coding region runs from base 45 to 515 and encodes 156 amino acids. Lineage: Eukaryota; Viridiplantae; Streptophyta; Magnoliopsida; Solanales; Convolvulaceae. The transcript has a single exon.
ACUCACUAAUCAUUUCUUCUUCUGAUUAAGAUUAGAUUCUUGAAAUGGCUUCUUUAAACCCUAAAUCUCCAGCCACCAUUUUCCUUGCCCUCAACCUUCUUUUCUUUGCUCUGAUCACUGAAACCCAGCAAGCUUGUAACACUUGUCCUGGGAACCCCAAAACCCCACCUCCUAGCCCCGGCGGUGGCAACGGUGGUGGAAAUGGAGGCGGUGGCAAUGGAGGCGGUGGGAACGGUGGAGGGAGUGGCGGAGGAGGCGGACGGUGCCCAAGGGAUGCGCUGAAGUUGGGUGUGUGUGCAAAUCUACUAGGAGGAUUGGUGGGAGUGGUGGUCGGAAGUCCACCAACGCUGCCGUGCUGCAGCUUGCUGGCCGGGCUGGCGGAUCUGGAGGCGGCGGUGUGUCUGUGCACGGCGAUACGAGCCAAUGUUUUAGGAACAAACCUUAACGUGCCGGUUGCCCUCAGCCUGGUCCUCAACAACUGUGGCCGCAAGGUUCCAAAUGGCUUCACCUGUUAAACCACCUCCUACGUACGUACGUAUGCUCUGCAUGCAUGCAUGAUACCCAGGGAGGGGGCAUCAAAUUAAAAUAAUAUUCACACUUAAGUUCAUUUGUUGUCGUAUGUAUGUGUUGUACUGUGUCACGUCGUUUGAUGUUUGUAACGUGCAUGAAUAAGAUGGAAGGUGUCAGUCUGUUUUU